AUGCUGCUGUUGAACAAGAUUUGUGUGUCCAAUGACGAGGCAGGCGUUGAUCAUGACGAACGUGCAGCUUGCAUCAGGAAGGCUGCUGAACUUGCUGCCAAGGAAGGCCCGGACCAGGUGUGCUUCCGUGGGCAAGCGUUGUUGUGCAUCGCACGGGCCAUGGCGAAGGAAGAGGCCGAGCAGACGCUGCUUGCACUGGAGGAAAGCCUCCAGAGCAUCCUGGCGACAGCGAGGCUCCCAAUGGCAGCAAGGAUGAUGUCCAGCCAGCAGCAGGCAGUCUGGUCGGCAAAAGCACUGGCGGAAGGAAUGGGUCCUCGUUUCGCGGACACAUGCCACCGUGCGCUGCUUGCAGACCAUCGGCCGGAGCCUUUGACGUCUGCGGCGCUGCUGCGUGCGUCGGCACAGCUCCUGCAUGCGGGGCUGAGGCCAAAGUGCAGUGCCUUGACCCGCUGCCUCGCACAGCGUGCAGCAACAGCAGCCGGCCUCGGCGCAGAUCCCGAUGACGACGUUUUCGAGGAGGAGGAGGAGCGCGAGGCGGCUCGGCGGCUGCUUCGGGAGCUCUUCCGCUGCCCGAGGCUGUCCUCGCUUGUAGAGUUCUCAGUUGGACCUGGGACGAUGGAUGGGGAGAAGGGACUGCACACCGAGCCGGGAGUCCUCGACAACUUGAGGCACGUGAAGCAACUGGAUGCUGCAACAAAGGCUUACAAGCGAUGUGCCUCUCACAUCACUGCUGCCUCAGGUUCCAAGGACAUGGUGCAAAGGCUGUGCGUUUCCACACGCCUUGCGAUGUGGGCACCAGGCGAAGCCUCCAAUCACAGCGAGCUGCUGGUAGGUCUUCUCGGACGCGAGGCUGAUGAACUGUCGCGAGGGGAGAUCCUGAAGCAGCUCCGGCGAGUCCUCCCGAUGCUCCAAGGACCUGGAUCUGAGCAGGUGAGGAAGGUCUUCGACGCGGCAUGGGCAUUCGUCAAGGAACAAGGCGACACUUCCGGCCGGGUCUGUGAGCUGAUGACAACUUCCCGACCCACGAUCCGUUUUCUAGCCAGCGAUUGUGCUUUGGACAGUGAGAGGACCAGGCGGGAACUCGGCAAGAUGAUUUCGUCACACAUCAGACAGACGCAAGAUGACGAAGCACAAACGCGGAAGCUUCCAUCUGUGCCGUCUGGCUUUGCGCCAGCCUUAGCUGAUCGUGAUCCCAGAGCGAUGCGGCCUUUGCUCUUUGUGGAGGGCUGGCGGCUUGUUUCAGAAGAGGGCACCUGUGCUUUCGUUUUGCGCGUGGCGUCGUUUGGAGGGCCGGACCGCCAGGCCCCCACACUUCCGGCAGCAGAGCUCCGUCGGCUCCUCGUGCCCGGGGCGACGCGGGGCUGGUGUCUGGCAGUGACAACGAUGGCGCUGGAAUAUUGCAUAGUGCUGGGGGGCUCCGGUGAUGGACAAGGCAGCCUGGCCUUGCUCUCAGCCAGCGUGUCCUGGCUCCGGUCCAGUUUCCAGGAGUGGGAUCUGGGACGACGUGCACAUCGGGCGACGGUUCGAUGGUUACGAGGGAGGCUCUCCGACACCCUGAGGAUGCUGCCGGUUGAGGAUGUUGUUGCCAGCCCUUGGGGCGUUGGCCUCUUCCUAACGUGCUGUGCGACGAUUGCUUUCGUGGGGUUUUUGCUGGCGUUGAUGGAGGAGAGCCCCAAGGCUGGCUACUCCAAUGCUCCCACGUCCCACCUCAUGGAGUGCGCGGACUCCACGGACUUGCUCUUCUCGGACCUCUUCUCGGACGGCACCGGGCUGGGACUCCUGGAGCCAUUGUGGCGGCUCUUCACCCCAGAGGGUGCUUUGUGGACGCUACUUACGGGCUGGGAUCCUCGAGACCAUGCCUCCUCUCUGGGUCUCUCUGGCAUGCUCGAGGCAGUGGCCAGCCUCAUUGCCACAGCCCUCACCCUCUUCAACCAUGCUAUGGCAGCCCUGCUAAGGCUGUUGUUUCCUAGCCGCCGCUCUAAGGCGUCCAAGGGUGAGAAGAAUGCCAGCGCAGCACAUGAGAAGAUUCAGAUGACCUUCCUUCAGGAAGCUCAUGCCUACUUCGGAUAUGUGCGCCUCUUCUGCCUUGGUCUCAUUCGUGAGUACAUUGUCCGGGCGUGUGCUUUCUUCCUGAAGGAUGAAAUCUGUGUCCGGUACAUGCAGCGAGAGAAGUGGAGUGUUGGAUGGACCGACUUCUAUUUGCAGCAUAUGUACAAGCUCUAUGUAGAUUGCUUUGCACGACCCAUCGCCUCUGCCCCUGAUGCUGCUGUUGAUGUUGUGAUUAGAGAACGGGCGGGUGGAGACUUGUUCGGCCCUCUCAAUGACCUGAAGCUCACGAAGAACACACGCAAGUGCGUGAACCUGUCGUCCUACAACUAUCUUGGCUUUGGCGGUGUCGAUGAGUUCUGCACCCCCGUUGCACGGAAGGCCGUGCGGGAGAGUGGCUGGUCCACCUCGGGAACCCGUACAGAAGGGGGUACCAAGGACAUCCAUCGCCAGCUUGAAGAUGAGGUCGCGGCGUACCUGCAGAAGGAGGAUGCCUUGGUGCUGGGAAUGGGCUUCGCUACAAACUCCACCAUCCUUCCGGCUCUGUUUGAGGCCAAUGCUAACGGCAGUGGCAUUUUAGUCCUCAGUGACGAGCUGAAUCAUCGCUCGAUUGUGGAAGGCGUGCGCCUCUCUGGUGCCACGGUGCGUGCCUUCACCCACAACGACAUGACUGCCUUGGAAGGGGAGUUGCAGAAGGCAGUGGAGAAGGGCCAACCAGGCAGCGGAAAGCCGUGGCGCAAGAUCUUCGUAGUGGUGGAGGGCAUCUACUCAAUGGAAGGAGACUUCUGCCGCUUGCGCGAGAUCGUGACCAUCAAGAACAGGUACGGAGCCUAUCUCUACCUGGACGAAGCUCACUCCAUCGGCGCCGUAGGUGCAACGGGACGAGGUGUCACCGAGCUGCUGGGCGUUCCCACCUCGGAGGUGGACAUCAUGAUGGGAACCUUCACGAAGUCCUUCGGGAGUGCCGGAGGCUACGUCGCAGCCGCGAAGGAAGUCAUCGCUGCUCUUCGCCGCGGAGCGCCAGGAAGCGUGUUUGCCGGUGGCAUGGCGCCACCCUGCGCAGCCCAGGCUUUGCAGGCUCUCCGCGUCAUCUCUGGCAAGGAAGGUGGUGACACCGGGGCACGGAAGCUCGCGGCUAUCAAGGAAAACGCCAACUAUUUCCGCGAGGAGCUGGGUCGUCGUGGCUUCAAGGUUUUGGGCGACGUCGAUUCUCCGAUCAUCCCGGUGAUGCUGCACCACCCCUGGAAAAUGGGUGCCUUCUCACGACGCUGCCUGGACCGCGGCAUCGCAGUGGUCGUCGUGGGCAACCCUGCCGUGCCCAUUCUCUACGAACGUGUGCGCUUCUGCAUCUCUGCGGCACACAGCAUUCCGCAGCUGGCGGAGGCCAUCACUGAAAUCACUGCCGUGGGCCGAGAGCUCGGCGUCCUCUUUGAGUUGGCCACUUCUAAGCAGGAGUUGGAAGCUCGAGCGGCGAAGGAUCAGCAAUACGCUUCCUGGCUCCGCACGGCACCGCUGAUCAAGAAGGUCGAUGCUACGCCCGCUUCGGCUAGCUGGCGGCCCGAGGCGCUGUCGCCGGCAGCGCCAGCUGAGGGCAGCCUGCUGGCCUCCUUGCAGGAGGCCUGUGCCCGACCUGAGGAGGUCGUGCCAGCAAGCCAGGAGUUCCGGCUUAUGGACCCGCUUGGCUAUGCGGCCUCGCCACUGGAGGCAGCCUUCCAAGCAACGGAGGCAACGAUGGACCACUACGGCUUUGGAGCCUGUGGUCCUCGUGGCUUCUAUGGCGGCUCCCUCCCGCACUUGGAGCUGGAAACGGUGAUUGCCAAACAUCUCGGAUGUGAGUCCGCAAUCGUCUACUCUGCUGGAGUCACCACCGUCUCCAGUGUCAUCCCAGCUUUGGUGCAAACCGGGGACAAAGUCAUUGUGGAUUCUGAGGUGCACCUGGGGUUCCGUGCUGGCCUCCGUCUCUGCAAGGCCGACGUGACGUGGGUUCCUCACAACGACCUGUUCUCCAUCGAGAGGGCGCUGGCGGCGAAAUCCACCAGGAGCCUGGAGAAAGGAAAGGACUCCAAGGAGUCCCGGCGGACUUUCAUCAUGGUGGAGGCCAUGAACCAACGCACCGGGCAGCUGGCACCGCUGGCGGAGCUCGUGAAGCUGAAAGAGAGAUAUGGAGCUUUGUUGGUGCUCGACGAGACCCUGUCCUUUGGCUGUUUGGGCGAAACCGGCCGGGGUCUCACGGAGCUCCAAUCGAUCCCUCCGAAACAGGUGGAUGCGAUCAUGGGAUCGCUAGAGCAUGCUGCCGCAGGGGUAGGUGGCUUUUGUGCUGGCCGGCGUGGUCUAGUUGACCACCAGAGGCUCGCAGGAGCAGGCUACUGCUUCUCAGCGUCGUGCCCUCCGUCGGCAUGCUCCGCGGCAGUGGCCACCGUGCACGACCUGGCUUCUGCAGAAGGCAAAAGCCGGCGGGAGCGAUUGAAGGCCGCUGCAGCAAAGCUGCAUCUAACUUUGGCCUCGAUUGCUGAGGACUCUCCAGUGGAACUGCUGAGCAGUUCCGAAUCCUUUGUACAGCAACUUCGGUGGAAGCACGACGACGCAGAACAGCAGCUUAUGCGCCUUAGCCGGGCCCUCGCCCAGGACGGGUUGCGAGCGCAGGUCUGCUCGCCGAGCUUGUGCGGCUCAGAAGGAGCCUUUGAUGCUCGGCUGAAGGCACCGAAUGCCGCAAGGUCCGCAAGCGACAUGACCCGUGCAUAUUUUGCUUCCAAGCGGUGCAAGAAGCGCAUGUCCCUUCUUGUCGUGCUGCGUGACACCCAGUGUGCCCGGAAGGCCAUGGAGCUGCUUGUACAGGACCAGCCGCUUGCGGAGCUUUCGGCUGUGGGAGACCUGGAUGCGAACCUGCGGCUCUGCGUGUUGAAAGCAGCCGAAGAGGCCUCGGAGCUUUUCUUCGAGAUCUCGCCAGACGUAGCCUGUAGGCUUCGAGCCAUGUUGGCGGAUGGGGCCAUGGACUGGCAAUUGGAGGUGUCGGCCAUCUUCAGGUUCGCACGGAACGGCUUCGCAAUGCCGUUUCCGCUUCGCGAGGACUUUCUGGAUCAAAAUGAAGAGUCCCUGCAUUUGCCCAUAUGGGUUCAAUGGGACAGCUGGCAGAAACUCUUGUCUGGGCCUUCCGACAAUCUAGAGGGUUUCUGGGAACGGGAGAAAGAGCUGAUCUGCGUGCGUGGUGGCCUGGUGCACUGGGUGACAGUCGAAGGCCAGCCUCGGGCUGUGCAGCAGACGGGCAACGGAAGGUACUCCAUCGACCUCAGCGACGGUACGUCGUGUGCUGCUUGGCUUGAAGACGGCCUACUUCGCUGGGAUGACGGAGAUGUUUGGAAUCGGCCAGCAGCUUCCAGAUUGGCGGCCGUGACACGUUCUCUGGAGCCCUGGCCUAUGUGUGUCUUGCUGCGCUCCCUCGCGGACUCUCGCGACUUCAGCGCUUCGGUUCUGGAAAAUCGAUAUGAGCAUCUGAAAAGGCAUCCGACGUUGGAGUUCGGGCGUCUGGCUGAGAGCUAUGCUCUCUUGCUGAAGCUCGUCCCAGUAGAUGUUGGCCUGCGAGAGCGCUUCAAGACGGCCGUGGCUCAGCUUCCCAGGCUCGUGGAGCAAAGGAGGCGACGGUACACUCCAGACUUCAUUCGGCAGAACUUCCAUGUAUUACACGUUGGCCACAGCUUCCUUCACCUGCAUUCCGCCGUGUUGCCAGAUGGGGAACAAUCGAUUAUGGCAUUCCUCCAGCAAAGCACUUCGAUGGACUUGUUCCGACAGGUUCUGUGCAACGACAUCGCCCAGCUCCACCCGGAAGACUUGUUGGAGGACUUAUUCACGAUGCUGCCGAGUUCCCUGGCACAGCUCCUGCCGCUGGCCCACUUUGAUGCGGUGGUGAUCCGGAACUGCCCCGCGAAAUUGAGCACACUUGCCCUUCAGAAUUUCGCCUCCAUGCUCAGGGAUGGUGGUGUUCUGAUUGCUUUUCCUGCUUACCUCGAUGAAAAUGCGGAAGUUCCGCAAUCCUUGAAUUCGUGCCGGGUGGAGCCGUCGGCCAGCGAGGAAGGGGCCCUGCUCUUCGGCGACCUCAACGGCGCUGUUUGGAAAAUGCGACUGCUGCGCGUGCUUGCGCUGUUGCGUGUCGCCGGGGGUAUGGGCUUCAGCGAGGUCGUGGAGCAGUUCAGGACCUUUGUUCGCAGUCCGGAGGUCUUGAAAUCAGGGAGGAGGCGAUGUCUGUACCAGCUGGCCGCAAUCGCAGCAUCGCACGGACUGCGGAACGAGUGCUACCACUUGCUCGUCGAUGGGCUUGGACGUUACCGCACCACCCACUCUCAGCAGUCGGUUCUGGACAUUCUCACACAGCUUGUCACAGAGAACGCAGCAGAGGCAUCGAAGGAGUCUUCGCUACUCUGCCGUGUCUCGUGCUCGCUCCAGAGACUCCGUGAAGCUGUGGACUCGGUGGACGGAGGAGCGGCCCUGAGCAACUCGGCGGAGGAACUGGGCAGGCUGGCCUGCAACCCGCUGUUGUCGCCGGAGUCACGCUCAGCAUUGAGAUCCCAUUCGCUGUUUGCCUCGCUCAUGCGCAAGGGUGGCGAGCCACAGGAGCAGCUGCGGAUGCUGUCGGCAGCUUGCAAGGAGGCUUCGCCCCUGGCAGCCGCACAACUUGCCGAGCAAUCUGGACCUCUCUCAGCAGCUCUCCUACACAUGCUGCCGUUGCCACGGGCCGUGUUUGGCGCGUUUCGCGACCUCCAGGUGCGCCUUACCGCAAAAGGCCGUGCAGCCAGGAAGGGCGAAAGAGCAACUCGUGCGGAGUGGCGGAGUGCAGCUUCUGCACCACUGCGCUCUUUUGGUUCGAGUCAGUGGCCAUGA
Symbiodinium sp. CCMP2456 is the source of this 6918-nucleotide messenger RNA. NCBI's taxonomy places the organism in Eukaryota, Dinophyceae, Suessiales, Symbiodiniaceae. The record is from the annotation of a GenBank genome assembly.